UGGCUGCGGGUAGAUACCCAAACGAUAUUAACGAUAGCCAGUCACGUUAUCACGAAGAACCAUCGGAUAGCUGUUUCUCACAGCGAUCAUCGCACGUGGUUCCUUCAUAUACGAGAAGUAAAAGAAUCUGACAGGGGAUGGUACAUGUGCCAGAUCAAUACGGACCCGAUGAAGAGUCAAACUGGUUACCUCCAAGUUGUUGUACCUCCAAAUAUUUUGGAUUAUCCAACGAGCACGGACAUGGUGGUGCCAGAAGGCAGUAAAGUGAGUUUACACUGCGAAGCGACGGGAUCACCGGCACCUAACAUUACCUGGCGACGCGAGGAUGGCCAGGACAUAACCUUGAGCAACGGGCAGAAAGUUCAGAGCAUCGACGGGCCAAAUUUUAAUAUUUCCAAAGUAACACGAGUACACAUGGGCUUCUAUCUUUGCAUCGCAAUCAAUGGCGUGCCCCCAUCAGUUAGUAAAAGAAUUAUGCUAACAGUUCAAUUUCCGCCCAUGAUUUCGGUGCAGAAUCAAUUGGUGGGCGCCCACGAGGGACAACAGUUGACUCUAGAGUGCCACUCGGAGGCUUAUCCUAAAUCCAUCAAUUAUUGGACAAGGGAUAAGGACGAAAUAGUUCCGCAAGGAGGAAAAUACGAGCCUAUACUACUGGACAACGCGUAUAAAGUUCAUAUGAAGUUAACAAUCAACUCUGUCAGUGCAUCGGAUUUUGGAUCGUAUAAAUGCGUCUCUAGAAACGCAUUAGGAGACACUGAUGGCACCAUCAAAGUUUACCCAAUGUCAUCUUCGAAUUCUACUAGUAAUACAAAAUACAAAGGAAAAUUGAGGCACAAUUCGGGAAAUGAUAUUUUCGAGGGAAAUCAAGAUAUGCUGAAAGAAAGAGAUCUGAAGUUACGAGGCUUCAAAGAAACCAGCGGAAACGAAGAGGACGAUUACGAAGAUUCCGGCGCGGCGUCGAACGAAAACUCUUUCAGCUUGAUUUUCGCUUUGGCCACGUUCACCAUUUACCUUCACCAUCAUCCCCAGUUAAGAACGCUGCAUCCGGCUUGAGGAACGACCCCCGCUGUGCCAGCACAUCAUCAUCGGAUCCUCCUUUCGAUCGCCAUCCAUCGAAAAUUUGUAAAUCCACUUCGACAUCCAUCGCUCAGGGACUCCAUGCCGAGGAUAAAUUUAAAUCACGAAACCGCGCUGACCACUCACGACACACUUGUAUUAUAAGACGACAUAUUAUUACUAUGAUUAUCAUCAAUCAUUCACGAUUGUGUAACGACGUUAGCUAUCGUAAGUUAUUCGAUAAAACUGUAAUUGCGUUUAGAUAUAAGAGACGGGGAUGAACGAGGGAAUUGUUCUCAUCGCACGUAUGAAUUACGUCACGUAGCGAGCAAUAAGUAACGGAACACGCGAAGAUUUUGUGCUGGAAUUGAAUUUGCAGGCGUGUGGUGUAACGAGCCUGGAUCAUGCUCGAUGGAACACUUCGAACCGUAGUCAGUAUCGACUAUUUAUUUCCUAGCUUUCGUGUAAUUCGUUAAACCGGUAGUGGUAAAAUCGUGUUUGCUGCGUUCUACUUUUUCGUGCCCUGUGUAAUUUUCGUGUAUCGUUCGGGUGUGAGCUUAGAAACGUGCGUAGUCGUUCGUUUGCCAUGUUUCACGCGUUAGACUAGAGAUAAUAUAUUAUCGUUUAAUUUAUCGAUCGCAAAUAUAUUAAUAUAUAUAUUUAUUAUAUAUAAUAAGCUGCAAGCGUUAAUAUGUGUAUUCGGUAUUAAUUUAUUCAUUGAUUAAUUUUAUACGAAGCACUCCGACAUCGAUCCUCGAAAUUUUCUUGUUUCUCGCUCAGUCGCGUUUUUAUUUCUCGCGGUGCAGACAGGUUAUAAUUAAGAAUGAUCCGACAAAGGAAAACGAAGAUAAUAAUAAAAAUAAAGUAAGGAACAUAUAUAAAAUCUUGUAGAUUUUCUCGCGGAGCGUACGUAAAAGCGUUCGCAGGGAAGGCGCUUGUGUCUAAAAUUUGUAGAUUAUUCGAGUUAUUACGAUUCCUUCGAAAAAA
Frieseomelitta varia is the source of this 2043-nucleotide messenger RNA. Its product is annotated as neurotrimin-like. Lineage: Eukaryota; Metazoa; Arthropoda; Insecta; Hymenoptera; Apidae. The record is from RefSeq and is a predicted model, not a curated record. Gene Ontology annotation, cellular component: neuron projection. Bases 145 to 1053 code for a protein of 302 amino acids. The transcript has 8 exons.